Messenger RNA from Pseudo-nitzschia multistriata, 2003 nucleotides. The record is from the annotation of a GenBank genome assembly. Lineage: Eukaryota; Bacillariophyta; Bacillariophyceae; Bacillariales; Bacillariaceae.
CAAAAAGGAACUUUUGGUACAACUAUCGUAAGUGUAACGACGAUGAYCAUGUGACACUUUUAAGACGGCAUUCACCACGGUAUUGUUCACAAAACCCUUUCUUCUUGUACAUUCUUUCAUGGCUUCCAUUGCAGUGAUAGGUUCGUUUGAGGCGUUUUAGACCAAAAGCAUUCGAAGGACACGGGAACAAACACAAACACGGAAUCAUCGAUGAGCGACCCGGUUUCCGAGCAAUACGACUCGUGCGGACUCCCMGAGAAGAUUGUCGGCACAGAGAACGACAGCGAAGAGGCGGAAUCCCUCGAGUUCGAAAAGUUGGAAUUGAUGGAGUGCGAGGACGGUGCCACCAAAGAGAUUGAUAUGCCCACCACCCCCUCCCAGAAGAAAGAUCCCAAUAGUUCUGAUGGGGAAGGAACGGAAGGCGCCGAACAAGAGCACGGCACUUCAUUUCUCGAGCAAGGGGAAGACGCCUUUGGUGGCGACGACGGUAGGAAUGAGAAAAAAGACGACGACGACAAUGACGACGCCGAAGAAGAAGAAUACAACGACGAUUACAGUCCGGAAGCCGACGAUCGCAAGCCAGCGGCCAAGCAACCUCCGAACCGCAAACGCUCCAAGAAAAACCCUGGCGACGACGACGGUUGCAGUCCUCGUCGCAACACAAAGGGCACCAGGACCUCGAGGCGCACCAGGAACAAGAUCCCCAAAUACUUUGACGACGAGGACGACGAGGACGCGGAAGAAUUCUCGGAGGAGGGAGCGGGGGAAGAUCCAUGCGACUCCAAGCCCCCGGCCGCCGGUGCCUCGGCAUCGAACGGCGGGGAGGAUUCGGCCGAAGAGGAAGCUUCCGCGGAGGAGAAUGCAACCGAAGAGGAGUACAAGAGCAACUCCGAGGCCCAAGACGAGGCCCAAGACAAGGGAAAGAAGCGCAAGGCAGACUUCCAAUCGCCGGACAAGACGACCGAUCGCGUCGAGAAAUCCUCGGAAACCUCCCAGAGCUCCGAUAUUGAAGACGGCAGUGAAGAACCAGCUGUCGACAACGAUGACGUUGUGAAAUCUCCCAAGAAGAAGAAGAAGAAGAAACAUGCCGAUCAAGAGGAUGCGAAGGCUUUCACGAAUCCCAAGAAGAAGAUCGAUGGAGAAAGUGUGAAAGAAGAGGAUGAGGAAGCUUCCAUGAACGUCAAGAAAGACAACGUCAAGAAUGACAACGUCAAGAAAGAGAAGAGAUCCUCCGAAAGAAAAACUCGGAAGAGUCAUGCUCCCAAUGAUCGCAUGAGAGACCUAUUGGAGAGAAAAAAGACGUGGACGAAAAAGAAGGAGACCAAGCUUCUCACCGUGAAGGACGUCAGAAAGGCCUACGAAACCGAAGGAACCAACAAAGAUGAUGCCCUCCUCUCUAUGUUAAUGGCGUACUACAUCGCUGGCGUCAAAGCUGUAACCUUCGAUAAGCUCUUUGAAGGCCUCGGACAUCGCCCGAAGAACAAGGCUAUCGAAAAAGCCUGGAAGGAAGUUAGGGCUGAAAAUCUGGUCGAGGAGGCACCCGCCACCGCGGGAGGAGGCUCCAAGAAGGCUAAAAAAGUCUUUCGUCUGACCCAGAAGGGAUUUGAUCGGGCUGCUCCUGAAGGCUACGAGGAGGAAACGCUCAGUCCUGCAAAAACGAGCGACGAGCUGCACGAUAUUAUCAAGGGAAAUGCCAAAAACAAUUAUUCCAUUCUUGUAUUUGAAAUCCUGUUGGAAAAGAAAGACGAAGGAGUGAGCUUAACGACAAGGGAACUGGCAGACGAGUGUGGAGUAGAUAAAGAUUCCCAUGGGUUUUUUUAUGGUUUUAAGUGGCUGAAGGAUAAUGGGUAUGCCGUUUCCGAUGGUCGUCGGAAAAAUGCGAAGUACAGCCUCUCUGAAAAAUGCUUUGUCGAUUGAGCUUCAAUAUCUUGGCUGCUUAUACGACAUGUUGCCUUGUGUUACGUGAUAAGGACAACAUGUAUCAAUAAAACACGAUGUACUUU